Molecule: messenger RNA, 1219 nt
Organism: Olea europaea var. sylvestris
Lineage: Eukaryota; Viridiplantae; Streptophyta; Magnoliopsida; Lamiales; Oleaceae
Product: protein SRC2-like
Exons: 1
Coding region: 207-1079 (290 amino acids)
Biological process (GO): defense response
Source: RefSeq, a predicted model, not a curated record
AUAGUUACUUCUUACCUUUGAUAAACGAAGGCACCAGGUAAUGGCGUAACGUGUUUAACACUAACAUAAAUAGUUUAUUCUCUGCGUAUACUUUGAUUCAUCAUUGGCCAUUUCUCUCUCUCUCUCUCUCUCAAGUUAAGUUCUUCAAUUCUAGAAAACCAUAAACAGGGAAGCCUCUUCAAUUUCUUGGAUUUUCUCUCAUCGUUAUGGAUCAUCGGGCGUUGGAAAUUAUUUCUAUGUCCGGUAAAGAUCUCAAUAGAGUCAAUCUCAUCACGAAGAUGGCGGUGUACGCGGUGGUUUCAAUUUCCGGCGGGGACAAAAAAUCGAAGCAGACUACGAAGACGCCGGUGGAUAGAGACGGCGACACCAGCCCCACAUGGAUUUUUCCUAUGAAGUUCACGGUGGAUGAGGUGGCGCUCCGGCAGAACCUCCUAACUCUUGAUUUCAAGCUUGUUUGUGAGCGUAAGUUAGGCGAUAAAGAUAUUGGUGAAGUCCAUGUUCCCAUCAAACAGCUUCUCGAAUCUCCGACCAUUGGCGUUGUCGGUAACUAUGGAAACCAGCAGCGAUUGGUGAGUUAUCAAGUGAGCAAACCUAACGGCCAACCUAAAGGUCAAAUCACCUUUUCUUACCAGUUUGUCGAUAAGGAUGCGCCGCCACCACCAGUUCCUGGCCCGCCUAAACUUGAUGAGGAACCUGUUACCGCAUAUCCGGCAGUGGGGCCCAGCUUAGCGUAUCCACGUCCAUCUCCAGGAGGAGUAUAUCCUCCUUAUCCAGUUGACCAUGGAACAGGGCUGUACCCACCACCACCAUCACCUGGAGGAUAUCCUCCACCGCCGCCGCCAGCGGGGUAUGGCGGGUACCCACCUCCAUUGUCUUAUGGCGCGUACCCACCUCCACCACCACCGCCAGGAUAUGGAUAUCCACCCCAGUCCGGGUACGGAUAUCCAGCUGUGCAAAGGCCACCAAAGAAGAACAAUUUCGGUUUAGGAGUAGGAGCUGGAUUAUUAGGUGGAUUUUUGGUCGGCGAUAUGAUUUCUGAUGUUGGAGAUUCUGGUUUCGAUGGUGGAUUUGAUUUUUGAUCCAUUUCUUCCUUUUCUUUUCUUUUCUUUUCAUUUUUUUUCUUACUUGUAAUUAAUCACUUAAUCUUGGAGUAUGAUAUAUGAAUCUUGUUACCUUUUAUAUUAAUUUUCGUUUUCUAAUGGAUAUUUGGUUGUGCGCA